AUGCAUAGUAUUUUCGCUGGUCUUGCCUUCAUUCUUACUUCCUCUCAAAUAACCCUCAUCAAAGGCGAUUGUGGAAGAAAUGGUUACAGCGGUGAUACUGAAAGACGCGAGAUGUCUUAUAAUCCUGAACUGUCGUACAAGAUGGCGAUUCUCUCUGCGGUAGCAUAUGAUCAAUCUCACCCUCAGCAUUGUCUUGAUCAACACCUGCCAUCAACCAAAUUUCAACUUCAAACGGUUGUUACAAAGAAGUGUGACUUCCUCGAUAACAAGUGUGCUGGUUAUGUAGCGGUUUCGCAUUCUUUGCGAGUCUUGGUCGUCGCGUUUCGCGGAACUGAAAGCACAAGUCAACUUAUCGAUGAAUUGCUAGAGACCAUUCUUACCCCAUCCCAAGAUUUUCUUAAUGGCAAAGUUCAGGCCUAUUUCAAGGCGGCCUUUGAAGAUUUAUGGCAGUGCAUGGAGCCGAUAGUGAAAGCUGUCGUUUCAAAGAAUCCCUCUUAUCAGAUCUGGUUUACAGGGCAUUCUCUUGGUGCUGCCUUAGCGUCCUUGGCGAGUGCUUGGCUUGUUUAUUACAACAUCGCUCCACGUCAAAACGUCAUCUUAUACACGUUUGGGAGCCCUCGAGUUGGCGACUACAAAUACGCUCUGCAACACGAUCAAUUAGUCAACAACAGUUGGAGAGUUGUUAUUGACAACGACAUAGUUCCUCAUCUACCGCCCUUAAUGCUGUUCUUUAUAAAAUAUGGUCCCUAUCACCAUGGUGUGGAGGUGUUUUACAGCGAAAAGGCCCUCAAUGUGCAUUCUGCACACAGAGAAUGUCACGGAACACCGCACGACGAGGACAAAUCAUGCAGCCGCAGCAAGUCACCGUUCAAAAAUCUGCAGGAUUCCAUUAAACAGCAUCGUGCAUACUUCAACAUUACAUUCGGAACUUUAUGUGAAGAAUCUGUCAGCUCACGUUACACCUCAAAAAAGACGCGGUUCCAGUUUCGUGAAGAUCGUUGUACGACCUACAUGUUUUGA
This is a messenger RNA of Porites lobata, 1020 nucleotides long. The record is from the annotation of a GenBank genome assembly. NCBI's taxonomy places the organism in Eukaryota, Metazoa, Cnidaria, Anthozoa, Scleractinia, Poritidae.